Messenger RNA from Gavialis gangeticus (Gharial), 1525 nucleotides. It is a transcript of the gene SUCLA2, whose product is annotated as succinate-CoA ligase ADP-forming beta subunit. Lineage: Eukaryota; Metazoa; Chordata; Crocodylia; Gavialidae. The record is from RefSeq and is a predicted model, not a curated record. Gene Ontology annotation, cellular component: mitochondrion; succinate-CoA ligase complex. Gene Ontology annotation, molecular function: ATP binding; succinate-CoA ligase (ADP-forming) activity. The transcript has 11 exons. Gene Ontology annotation, biological process: tricarboxylic acid cycle; succinyl-CoA metabolic process. The coding region runs from base 42 to 1172 and encodes 376 amino acids.
GCGCAGUGAGACGGAAGCUGAGGGGGCGGCCGGACUUAGCGAUGGCGGCGUCCGUGAUGUGCAGCUGGUUGUCGGCCGGGCUCCGCGCCGGUGGCCUCCGCACCGCCAAGGUACUUGGUGGAGGUCCAGGACUAUUCAAUAACCAUGGGUUUCAGGUGCAGCAGCAGCAACAAAGGAACCUGUCACUGCAUGAAUACCUGAGCAUGGGACUGUUGCAAGAGGCUGGUAUUUGUGUUCCACAUGGACUAGUUGCAAGAACACCAGAAGAAGCAUACACAAUUGCAAAAGAAAUAGGUUCAAAGGACCUUGUGGUAAAAGCACAGGUUUUAGCUGGUGGUAGAGGAAAAGGAACAUUUGAAGGUGGCCUCAGAGGAGGAGUGAAAAUAGUUUUUUCUCCUGAAGAAGCAAAAGAUAUCUCCUCCAAAAUGAUUGGGAAGAAGCUGUUUACCAAGCAGACAGGAGAAAAGGGCAGGAUAUGCAAUCAAGUAUUUAUCUGUGAGCGCAGAUAUCCCAGGAGAGAGUACUAUUUUGCAAUAACAAUGGAAAGGUCAUUUCAAGGUCCUGUGCUAAUAGGAAGUUCUCAGGGUGGUGUUAAUAUUGAAGAUGUUGCAGCAGAGAAUCCUGAUGCAAUAAUUAAGGAACCCGUUGAUAUUGUGGAAGGCAUCAAAAAGGAGCAAGCUGUUAGGCUGGCCCAGAAAAUGGGAUUUCCCCCUAACCUGGUGGAGGAAGCAGCAGAAAACAUGAUCAAGAUUUAUAAUCUCUUUCUGAAGUAUGAUGCCACCAUGAUAGAAAUAAACCCUAUGGUAGAAGAUGCUUCAGGAAUUGUGAUGUGUAUGGAUGCGAAGAUAAACUUUGAUAGCAAUUCAGCAUAUCGUCAGAAGAAAAUCUUUGAUCUCCAGGACUGGACGCAGGAGGAUGAAAGAGACAGAGAUGCGGCUAAAGCCGACCUCAACUACAUAGGGUUAGAUGGAAACAUAGGCUGCCUAGUAAAUGGUGCUGGUUUGGCUAUGGCCACAAUGGAUAUAAUUAAACUUCAUGGCGGGACUCCAGCAAAUUUCCUUGAUGUUGGUGGGGGUGCUACUGUGCAUCAAGUAACUGAGGCCUUUAAACUUAUUACUUCAGAUAAAAAGGUACUGGCUAUUCUGGUCAGUAUUUUUGGAGGCAUUAUAUGAUGUGAUAUUAUUGCAUCAAGGUAUCAUUAUGGCAGUAAAGAACUUGGACCUAAAAUUCCUAUUGUAAUACGAUUGUAAGGUACAUGAGUUGAUAGCAAAGCUUUGAUAACAACUAGUGAUCUUAAAAUCUUUGCCUGUGAUGACUUGGAUGAAGCUGCUAAAAUGGUUGUGAAACUCUCAGAAAUAGUAACCUUAGCAAAGCAAGUUCAGGUGGAUGUCCAGUGUCAGUUGCCAAUCUGAACACAAAGGUGUCAUGAAAGUAUGUAUUGUGCUAUUCUUUUGAAAUACUAUUGUUUUGUGGUGUUUGCCUUUUUGUGUGGCAGUUUUAAUUGCUUGACAGGUGUACAAACUUU